AUGUCGGACAGUGACGACAGCAACUUCUCGGAGGACGAGAGCGAGCGCAGCAGUGAGGCUGAGGAGGCUGAGGAGAACGAGGCCGAGGAGGAGCGUGCCAGCGUGGCUGGUAGUGAGAAGGAGGAGGCCGAGGAGGAGGAGGAGGAAGAGGAGGAGGAGUAUGACGAGGAGGAAGAGGAGGAAGAUGACGACCGACCGGCUAAAAAGCCGCGCCAUGGCGGCUUCAUCCUGGAUGAGGCUGACGUGGAUGAUGAGUACGAGGACGAGGAUCAGUGGGAAGACGGGGCCGAGGACAUUCUGGAGAAAGAAGAGAUCGAAGCUUCCAACAUCGAUAACGUGGUGCUGGAUGAGGAUCGCUCCGGCGCUCGGCGGCUGCAGAACCUCUGGAGGGACCAGCGCGAAGAGGAGCUGGGCGAGUAUUACAUGAAGAAAUACGCCAAGUCCUCAGUGGGAGAGACUGUUUACGGUGGCUCUGAUGAGCUCUCGGACGACAUCACGCAGCAGCAGCUGCUGCCCGGAGUCAAGGAUCCCAAUCUCUGGACUGUGAAGUGCAAGAUCGGCGAGGAGCGUGCCACGGCCAUCGCCCUCAUGCGGAAGUUCAUUGCUUACCAGUUCACUGAUACACCCCUGCAGAUCAAGUCAGUGGUGGCCCCUGAGCACGUCAAGGGAUACAUCUACGUGGAAGCCUACAAGCAGACCCACGUCAAGCAGGCAAUUGAGGGGGUGGGCAACCUGCGCAUGGGCUACUGGAACCAGCAGAUGGUCCCCAUCAAGGAGAUGACCGACGUUCUCAAGGUGGUGAAGGAGGUCACCAACCUCAAGCCCAAAUCUUGGGUGCGCCUCAAAAGGGGGAUCUACAAGGAUGACAUCGCCCAGGUGGAUUACGUGGAGCCCAGCCAGAAUCAGAUCUCCCUCAAGAUGAUCCCUCGCAUCGACUUCGACCGGAUCAAAGCCCGCAUGAGCCUGAAGGACUGGUUUGCCAAGAGGAAAAAGUUCAAGCGACCCCCCCAACGGCUUUUUGAUGCCGAGAAGAUCCGGUCGCUGGGAGGUGACGUGGCAUCCGACGGCGACUUUCUCAUCUUUGAAGGCAACCGCUAUAGCCGCAAGGGAUUCCUCUUCAAGAGCUUCGCCAUGUCAGCCGUGAUAACAGAGGGGGUGAAGCCCACUCUGUCAGAACUGGAGAAGUUCGAGGACCAGCCUGAAGGCAUCGAUCUGGAGGUGGUGACGGAGAGCACGGGGAAGGAACGAGAGCACAACUUCCAGCCUGGUGACAACGUGGAGGUGUGCGAGGGCGAGCUGAUCAACCUGCAAGGCAAAAUCCUCAGCGUCGAUGGCAACAAGAUCACCAUCAUGCCCAAACACGAGGACUUGAAGGACAUGCUGGAGUUCCCCGCUCAGGAGCUGCGGAAGUAUUUCAAGAUGGGCGACCACGUCAAGGUGAUCGCAGGGCGUUUUGAGGGCGACACAGGGCUGAUCGUGAGGGUGGAGGAAAACUUCGUCAUCCUCUUCUCUGACCUCACCAUGCAUGAGCUCAAGGUUCUGCCACGGGACCUGCAACUCUGCUCGGAGACAGCAUCUGGCGUGGAUGUCGGGGGGCAACACGAGUGGGGCGAGCUGGUGCAGCUGGACCCCCAAACAGUGGGCGUCAUCGUCCGCCUGGAGCGGGAGACCUUCCAGGUGCUGAACAUGUACGGGAAGGUGGUGACAGUGCGGCACCAGGCCGUCACCAGGAAGAAGGACAACCGCUUUGCUGUCGCUCUCGACUCGGAGCAGAACAACAUCCACGUCAAGGACAUUGUCAAAGUCAUAGACGGGCCUCACUCGGGCCGCGAGGGGGAGAUCCGGCACCUUUUCCGGGGCUUCGCUUUCCUGCACUGCAAGAAGCUGGUGGAGAACGGUGGCAUGUUUGUCUGCAAGACCCGGCACCUCGUCCUGGCAGGCGGCUCCAAGCCACGGGACGUCACCAACUUCACCGUGGGCGGCUUCGCCCCCAUGAGCCCUCGUAUCAGCAGCCCGAUGCACCCCAGCGGGGCUGGCCAACGUGGUGGUUUUGGUGGUGGCGGCAUGAGCCGUGGCCGCGGGCGGCGGGAUAACGACCUCAUCGGGCAGACGGUGCGCAUCUCCCAAGGACCUUACAAAGGCUACAUCGGGGUGGUGAAGGACGCGACAGAGUCGACAGCCCGUGUGGAGCUGCAUUCCACCUGCCAAACCAUCUCGGUGGACCGUCAGCGCCUGACCACUGUGGGCUCACGGCGCCCGGGCGGGAUGACGUCGGCCUACGGGCGCACCCCCAUGUAUGGCUCUCAGACCCCUAUGUACGGCUCC
Molecule: messenger RNA, 2325 nt
Organism: Phaethon lepturus (White-tailed tropicbird)
Lineage: Eukaryota; Metazoa; Chordata; Aves; Phaethontiformes; Phaethontidae
Gene: SUPT5H
Product: suppressor of Ty 5 homolog (S. cerevisiae)
Exons: 23
Biological process (GO): regulation of transcription by RNA polymerase II; regulation of DNA-templated transcription elongation; transcription elongation by RNA polymerase II
Cellular component (GO): DSIF complex
Molecular function (GO): mRNA binding
Source: RefSeq, a predicted model, not a curated record